Messenger RNA from Penaeus monodon (black tiger shrimp), 2744 nucleotides. RefSeq names its product serine/threonine-protein kinase Nek3-like. Lineage: Eukaryota; Metazoa; Arthropoda; Malacostraca; Decapoda; Penaeidae. Gene Ontology annotation, biological process: peptidyl-threonine phosphorylation; peptidyl-serine phosphorylation. Gene Ontology annotation, molecular function: protein serine/threonine kinase activity; ATP binding. The record is from RefSeq and is a predicted model, not a curated record.
AUCCAACUGGAGGAUGAGUACGAGAUCCUUCACGUCAUCCAGGAGGGCUGGCGAGGCCGUCUCCUUCUGGUGGAGCACAGACGGACCCGCCACGAGGUCGUGCUCAAGGCCGUGCACAAGGACUCAACAGCCCGCCUCGACUUCUUCCGCGAGUUCCACUACAACUACUACCUCAGCCCACACAAAAACAUCCUGAACGCCUACGACGUUGCUUUCGAAGCCGACGACUACUAUGUCUUCGCCCAGGAACUCGCAACGUUCGGCGACCUUACCACCAACAUGACUGACGUCGGUCUCGGAGAGAUCAACACGAAGAAGGUCGCCCUGCAGCUUGCUUCGGCACUCGAGUUCAUGCACUCCAAGGACUUGGUGCACCGAGACAUCAACAUGGACAACAUACUCGUCUUCAAUAGCGACUUCAGUUGGGUUAAGCUGUGUGACUUCGGAUCCACGAGGAAGACGGGCACGCUGCUCAAGAAGAGGACGGUGUGGCUGCCGUACGCCCCGCCGGAGAUCGUCGACGCCGUGCAGAACGAAGGCUUCCACGCAGACAUCUCGCAGGACGUGUGGCAGCUCGGCAUCCUGGUGUACGUGCUUUUAACGGGGCAGCUGCCGUGGCAGAAGGCCGACCUCACGGACCCCAACUACGCCGAGUACAUCAACUGGCGGAAGCGGCGGACACUGCGGACGCCCAAGAGGUUCAACAACUUCACGUCGCGGCUCCUGCGGAUGUUCAAGCGGAUGCUGGAGCCCAAGCCGGAGAAGCGGUGCUCGGUGCGCGAGAUUUACAAGUACGCCGACGACAAGUGGCUCGUCAGGACGCCCCGCCGGGACGCUGCUGGUGACGUCGACGGCCAGAGCGUGUGCUACUCGACCUUCUCCAUGCACUCGUGCCCCAAGGAGAAGGACCGCGUGCUGCGGACGCUCAAGGCGCACGGUAUCGAGACCACGGUGGACCGGAUCGCAAAGCGCCAGCGCAUCCACGAAUGGCUCGAGCGGUCGCUCUCUACGAGGAACCUCGGCGCGGACGACGACGAGGCUCUCAAGCAGGAUGAGCAGGAGGGCUCGCCGAAGGAGGGGCCGCCCCGCACCAUGGCCGACUCAGCCGCGCCUCCUCCGCCUUUGCCAGGAGUCCGCUCGAAGCCGCGGGAAGUGCGCGUGCAGUAUGAGCAGCUGGCGGCGUUGACCCUCAAGAUGGCGCAGGCAAAGGCGGCCGCUGUCGAGUCUCAGCAGCAGCGCGAGGAGGAGACACAGCCGGCGGCCGUCCAGGACGCCCGCCAAAGGAACGGCUUCACAGACGCUUCACAGCAACACCACCAGACCCAUCACCCGACGCAACAGCCCCACCACGGCCAGCAGCGUCAGCUUCCACACCUCAGCCAGCAGCAGUACCACCAGCAGGCAGGCCACAGCCACCAUGACCACCACGGGAGGAGGGACGAAGUAAGUGGUGGCGGAGGCGGAUCUGUCGGCCAUCACGUCAGCGUCAGCGCCUCCGUCAGGACUGCUGCCCCACCUCCCGAAGCUCCCCAGCGCCACAGAGGCCACAGCGACAGCCCCCGUAUGGUGACGAGGAGAUCUAUCCGGGCCCCGGCGGCGCCCACGAGCCCUCUCCUCAGCAGACACAACCAGCAGAGCCCUUCCCGAGGGCCUCUGCCGCCAGCGCCCGCGUCUACCUCUGCGGGGGCAUCGGUGGGCGGCGUAGUGGUACCGCCACCCCAUCCCGGCACCGUGCUGGAGGCGGCCAGCAUCAUCACUCCAGCCGUCGCAUCAGUCACGGCAGGAAGACAAACUGCAGGAGGCGCCGACGUCAUGCGAUACGACAGCCCAAGCCCUCCUCCGACCCGACGAGGGAGUGGCUACCGCCGGCGCCGCCACGGGUCGUCCCACCACAACGACUCGGGCUACGACCUCCAGCGCAGCAAGACGGACUCGUACAUCACCACAGGCUCCACUCCGGGUGGCGUCUCGAGGCAGAUGAGCCACGAAAGUGAAUCCUCCGACGCCAGCAUGACGAGCAUGCAGCCGGGCGUCCUGCGUUAACUGGGUUUCAUCUCGAGUGAAGACCGAAGCGAAUGCGUGAAUCAAAAGAAGGAAACGGGACAAUAGCACAACAUAGAAACAAAUAAAGACGUGGCAACGGCGUAAAAAAUCAAAGGUGAAGAUCUCAACCAAAACGUCCGAAACACACUCUCAAUUUGCUCAAAGUGCGAUAUCAUAAAGAUCACUUUCUCGUAAAAGCCAAAAGUUGCCUCGUUUUUACGACUCAUGCAGUUCGGUUAUUAAGGACAAUAACCUCAGACUCGAAAAAUGAAUGCAGAUAUAAAGAUAUGCAUUAAGUGUUAGUGACCUGUCUUUAACGGGCAAAUAUGUAAUCAUAAUAGAGUAAUCUUUAGCUUGAGGUCUUAGGCUAAACUACAUUAUAUUGUCAAGAGAAAGAAACCCUUUGUUAGAUGUAUAAUUAGUUACAAACCGCAUAUGUCUAUCUACAUAGGCUUGGCUAAUAUCCAUGUAUGUUUAACCGAGUCGGAGCAUAGUCGAAUCCAGUGCAUGAAAAGAACUCACAGGAAAACCGCAAGCGUGAAUUACAACAUAGAUACUUUGCUCAGUGUAGAAAUAUGUGUGCUCAGUGUCGUUGCUAGACUGUUUAUUAUGCUAGUCCAUUUCAUUCUAUGAUCUCUGGUACUGCGUUAGUCUCACUGUGGAGCCAUGGUUGAGCCUGUGUUUUUCUGCAUCACCUAUGU